This is a messenger RNA of Bipolaris oryzae ATCC 44560, 2676 nucleotides long. RefSeq lists its product as uncharacterized. Bases 1 to 2676 code for a protein of 891 amino acids. NCBI's taxonomy places the organism in Eukaryota, Fungi, Ascomycota, Dothideomycetes, Pleosporales, Pleosporaceae. The transcript is spliced from 5 exons. The record is from RefSeq and is a predicted model, not a curated record.
AUGGACUUCUGGGUGAGGCUACUUGGCGGCUCGUCCCAGAAGAAGAAGCAGAUCGCGCCAAACAACCCGCAGCAGCGGCUGGCACGCUUCCGGCAGCGAUACAACCAAGUACUGCAAGCAUGGCAAAAGGCAACCAACCUCGCAAGCGACCGCGAAGCGCUGGGCAACAUCCGCCGUGGCUUCCAGGCCCUCACCGCGAUCCUCAGCGAUGAGUCUCGAUCACCCGCACCCCACAUGUGCCUGCAGUUUGCGGCAGCUCAGCAGAUAUACACGGCCGUCUCCAAGAUAGCAGCCACCGCGCACGACGAAGGCACCGUUAGGGACGCCGUCGCAUUCUAUAAUGCCCUCAUCGAUAGCGAGGAAGAGGACUUUCUCGAGAAUGAUGUCUUCGCCGCCUCCCUCAUGAACUUCAUCGACCGGACAAUCGGAUCUGGCAGUAUAGGCAUCGGCGAAGACAUUGAGGCCGACAUUGUCGAGCUGCUGUUCGGCAUUGCGGCCAAGAUCAGAUUACAGCCAGAGAUCCUGCAUGUCUGGUUCACCACCACAUCUGCAGACAGCCAAAGGCGGCUGCUCAACCAGAAAGCCGAUUUUGCGGGUGUCACACAAAAAGAAGAUUUCCCACUGUGCUAUCAGCUUAUUGACCACGUGCACCAUGAAGGCCGUAUCGGAGACUUUGCGCGCACUGGCCUACUGUACAUAUUCGAGUCUGCUUCCAGGUCCAUAGAUCUGGAGCAGUGGAUAGUGAACAGUGAUCUCCCUACACUCAUGGCAACUGGGCUAGGGGCUUUGUACAGUCAGAUGAGCAGGAAACUGUCUAUCCUACAUCCCCCGCAAGAUCUGCCUCUUAUACUGUCUCUUUCCGACUACCCCGAGAUGAAAUCGAACCCACAAGCAGAGAAUUUCUUCAGUGUUGACUUUCAGGGCCAUCUUCUUACGUUCCUGUCAUACCUUGCGUUCUGGCAAGAUGUAUUGGAGCAUUGCAGAUCUGCCGAUGUCAGAGUCACACUGAUUGACCACUUCCAAGCCUUAUUCCUUCAGCAGCUCUUGUAUCCUUCGCUGCUAGAAUCAUCCGACGCUGAUGGCGGUUCGUCUGUUGCAGUGCUUACAUAUCUCCGCCAUAUACUGGACGGUCUGGACCAUCCCGAGCUUGUACACAUGAUGCUUCAGUAUUUGCUAGCAUUGCUGGACUAUACGACUUCUACAGCGCCACGUUCACCCGCCGCUGUCAAGCGACGCCAGUCGCUCAUGCUGCUCAGUGCAACAGACAAAGACGACGACAAACUCAACCCAUCGCUGUUUAAUCUUGUCGAUCUUGUGCUGGGCAGCACUGCCUCCCGGAAUCCACAGACUGUCACCGCUGCGUUGAAGUUGACAACAGUGAUUUUGAGCAAAAAUCACAGCUAUGCACUUGGGUCUCUUGUAAAGGUCAUGGCCAUUCACCACAAAGAGCAUCAUAGGACAGUCGGAUCGCUGAACAAGGAGCUCGAGAUGUACCUCAACGUUGCUGUGGACCUUGCCGGCCUUGAAGGCGUCGACGAGGCCUAUGACAGCUAUCUGAAGGAUGUGUUGAGCUUACUGGAAUCUCAUCCUUGUUCGCUGAAGACGAUUGGCAUACCAUCCUUGUCUGGGAAGAAUCAAGGCUAUUUUGACUCAGCUGAAGCCUCGGCUAGGGAUGUUGACCCGCAUCACCUGCUCCCAGAAGACCCACUCUUCCAAACCCUGAUUGACCUGCUGCUAACGUUCCUCACAAACGAUGUUGAGACUAAUCUAGCACUUACCGAGGCAAUUGUUACGCUCGGAACAUGCUCUCAGCUACGUCUUGAAGGCUGGCUGUCUGUUGACCCUGCCGAUUACCACUUUGAGAACAAUAGCUCCGAAAUAGAGUCGUUCUCGAAUGAAAAUCUGCGGGCCAUGUACAUGGCUGAAAGGCUUCCAAAUUGGAACCCAGCAGCCACACCCCAGUUGCUGGCGUGCUUGCAGCAGCUUCAGGCUCAAGUCAAUGCUCUCCGGAGCGACAUCAAGGACUGGGAUGAGCAGGUUGCUAGUCGUAAAGACACUUUCCGCAUCCACCAAGACAUAGAAGAGGAGUCUAAAUUGUCUACACCUCAGUCAAAAGCAGUCAGAGCACCUUCCGAAACACCAGCGGGGUCUUGGACACCACAAAUACCAAAACAUGUUCUGGACUCACCACAGACGCCUUCGCGAGCUCAGUCUCCUCGAGGAAGGAAAGAAGCACUUGCAGCGUCAAGAAACACGCCCGGAGGAUCUCCUGUUCCCUCAAGAUAUGGCGGUCAAACUCUCGUUGGCUCACCUGCUCGAGCGGCGUCCCCUCUAUCAGUGCAGAAUGUCAGCAUUCUACAGCCGUCGCUCAUGUCCGAUGUCGAUGCCAGUAUAGCACAAAUCCGGAUGAAUCAAUUCGGCAAGAGACGCAUUCGCUUCCGGCGCGCAGCUGGGUCAAGAGAAGUUGAAGUCAUGCUAUCCAAAUUCCAGCCGCCACCAAAGGAGUCUUCUGAAGAUGCAACAGGUAGCGCUGAAGAGAGGGAGGAAGAUGAUAUUCGAGAAGCGAGCCUAAUGCAUAUCAUCACGAACGUGGUGAUUCUGCAAAACUUUGUGCUGGAGCUCGUGGCAUUGAUGCAAGUCAGGGCCAGCUUGUUUAAUGAGGUCAAGUUUCUUUGA